AUGCUUAUGUACCCUUCUGUACGUAAGGGUCUCAUCACCGAACCGACUUCUGCACCUUUCAUCAAUCAGCAAGAUACCGUUUGCAUACAAGACGACCAAUUCAUUCCAGACUUCUCUCAAGAACCUUCUCUGCAGUGCUAUUACCAGCAACAGCCUCGACUGCAGUCUCCCUUCCAGUACCAUCCUUCGUUCGACUUUGUCUCUCCGCCCUCUUCCGCUCCCUCAUCUCCUUUCUCCUCGCCCGCCUCUUCCUUCUCCCAUCUUCCGGCGACGGCAGUCGCGGACUACUCACCUGUCGCCUACGACGGCAGUUCCUUUGAGGCUCCUUCGAUGACACCUGUUUCCUCCUACAACCCUUCGAUUCAGAUCCAGCAUUCUGCUUCGCCGCCCAACUCGAAUCUAUACCUUCAACAGUACCAGCAACCUCAAUACCUCUACAGCAAUCAUCACCACAACGACAGCACUUCCAUGUUGGCGCAACACACUGUCACAAACAACCACGGUUGGGAUGGUAAUCUGCAGCUGUUGAGCCCAGCUCGCAUCCCCAACGGCCUCCCCCGUCACGCAUAUCAAGACUCGCAAUUGCACACCUCGCCGGCUUCGACAAAAUCGGCCCCAGGAGGGAGCGUGCAACGGUCCAACAACGGUACUCUGUCCAAGCCUCUGCCCACACCGGUGCAGACGCCUAUACAGAAUUCCUUCCUGGCUACUCCCUUCCAGAACUAUGAUCCUUCUGCACACGAUGCUCGCCAGGCCGAAGCAGAAGCGGCUAUGAGGCAGGCCAUGAUGGAGCAACAGCAACAGCAACAACAUCCCCGUCAGUCAAGUGAUCACUCUCUGGCUCCUUCGGUUUCUACCGUCAGCCACAACUCGCCUGUGACCCCGCAGACGAGUUUUGACGAGAUCGACGAUGCAUCGAAGGCGAUGGCUAAUGGUGAGAACCGAUUUCCUGAUGUUGACCGGUGGAUGGAUGAAUACUUACGUGCCGAUGCGCUUUCAGACUAUGGCAACCAAAAUGGGAACAACCUCACCACUGGCAUUCCCAAGCUCAACCGAACCAUCUCUGACAUCUACCAAGACGAGCUGUACAACCCUGCCAUCAUACCAACACCGCAGGUUCCCAAGCAGCCCUCCAACAACAACAGCCACCAGCAGCAGCAGCAUCAUCUCCUAAACCCUUACCGCAAUGUCUUCGCCGAUCGACUUCAGGCUGCCAAUCAGGGCCACCUUUCUGCGCGGUCUCAGUCUCCUGCAGUCAACCUGAACCGUGAUCGAUCUCCCUUCCGCCAAAACUCACCUUUGGCUGCCGAAUUCAGCGGUGCUGCUCUUCAGCAACCGCAGCUGGCGACCAGCGUCCCCAUGACUCAAAACGUUAUGAACCUGGGCCCAGUUCAAACCGAGCCUAAGACCAUGUCCCCCAAGGAUGCGGUUUUGGACUUCAGUGAAGCCGAAGAUGCUGCGAUGCCGCCACUGUUCUCCUCGAGUCAGCCUGACUUCAAUCUGAGCGACGCUCUUGGGUUGCGACGAGAGAGCUCUUCGUCCUUGCGCCAGACUCAGAACUUCCCAUCAAUGGAUUCGUUUUCCCAAUACACUACGCAGACUGGCACUGUCCCUCAACAGUACCAAUUUGCACCCCAGCCGCAGAAUCACCGCCAGUCGCAGCAGCAACAGCAACAGCAAGCCCAGAACACUCUGUUGCAUCACACGCCCGAAUUCCCCGCGUCUCUUCCUCAUCUGGAGUCUACGGGCAGCGAUAUCAUCCACAAUGACAUGACUUCGCCGCAGUCCAACAUGACACUUCUGCCAAUCAAGGACGAGAUUACUCGACCUAGUGAUACUUCUACGGAUGGUGGCACCUACACCUGCACCUACCACGGCUGCACAAUGCGCUUUGAGACACCGGCCAAACUGCAGAAGCACAAGCGAGAGGCGCACCGACAGACCACCCCUGGUGGGCACCUUGUCGGCCGCGACCACUCCGCACGCAACUCGCAGGCUGGUCCCCACAAGUGCGAGCGGAUCAACCCAUCCACAGGAAAGCCCUGCAAUUCGGUGUUUUCGCGGCCUUACGAUCUUACGCGGCAUGAGGAUACGAUCCACAAUGCCCGUAAACAGAAAGUCCGCUGUCAUCUGUGCAGAGAGGAGAAGACCUUCUCGCGCAAUGAUGCGCUAACCCGGCACAUGCGGGUGGUCCACCCUGAAGUCGAUUGGCCCGGCAAGCAAAGACGCAGGGGCCGGGAGUGA
Messenger RNA from Aspergillus clavatus NRRL 1, 2244 nucleotides. Its product is annotated as stress-regulated transcription factor RPN4. Gene Ontology annotation, cellular component: nucleus. The record is from RefSeq and is a predicted model, not a curated record. Lineage: Eukaryota; Fungi; Ascomycota; Eurotiomycetes; Eurotiales; Aspergillaceae. The coding region runs from base 1 to 2244 and encodes 747 amino acids. The transcript has a single exon. Gene Ontology annotation, biological process: regulation of transcription by RNA polymerase II.